Molecule: messenger RNA, 3828 nt
Organism: Tuber melanosporum (Perigord truffle)
Lineage: Eukaryota; Fungi; Ascomycota; Pezizomycetes; Pezizales; Tuberaceae
Exons: 2
Coding region: 1055-3025 (656 amino acids)
Biological process (GO): spliceosomal complex disassembly
Cellular component (GO): spliceosomal complex
Source: RefSeq, a predicted model, not a curated record
ACCGAAACCAAACAACUCGGUCCGCCCUUUCUCUUCACCUCCUCUCGAUUCGCUCUUCCCUUCCCUCGCUGCUAUUUCUCCCUCUCUCUACUUCUCGCUGCUUCCUCCAUUGCAGCGUGUAUCUGUCGCGUUGGUUGUUGCUGGGAACAUUGAUCCCUCCCUACUACUUGAACCUUCGUCAGCACCGAAUCUCCCUCAACCUCUGCCUCCCUCUCACCCCCCAUCUACCCGGUUGCAUUAACUUGCAAUCCGUCCAUCCAUUACACUUUAAAUUCCCUCUCACCCUUCAAAGCAAAUCUGCCCCAUCUCUGCUCGAGCUUGUCAUCAAAUUUCCGACCGUUUGUCCGUUUGCCUACUUUCGGAAACGGAGUUAACGCCCUUGUUAUUACACAAGCGAGUUUCGAUCGAGUGAGUGUGUGAUAGGUGGCGAAGGGCGAAGCUUUUUUUAUUUAUUUUUUAUACUUCAUAUUUACAACCCUUCUGGCCUAGUUUGCCCGUCGGUUUCUUGUUCUUCCGUUUUUCUCCUUUUUCUUUGAUACUUCCAUUGCGUUCCCUUCACUUCUUUUCACCUGGUCGUCGUCAUUUUCUCACGGUUCUGCGAGCCACCCAGUAUCUCGACCACGUUUACGUACGCUUAUAGCUCAGCGCGAUACAGCACAGCCCCCUCCUCAAAGGAGCAGAGAAAAAAAGAGAGACGAACCCUUUUUCAUUAUUGACCGUAGAUCGUCAAUAAGUUUCCUUGACGAAUGUCAUAGUCAUUCAUUCUUUCGUAUAGAACCAACAUCUCGGUAAAUCGCCAAUCUAUUCUGCCGCUGGUUACAACUUCUUUAACAUCGGCAACAAUAAACUGGUCGACCGACAAGACCAAACCAAAAACAUUAUCGAAGACUAAGCCGUUCAUUGUGUUUGUUCAUUUUUUCUAUUUCCUUGGUUCUUUACACAGCAACGUUCUUUGUCAAACUGGCCUCCAUCACCCGUACUCAUCUCCAUAGAGGUAAUCAUAAUAUCUCCUGUCAACCAGUGGCCCGGGUAUAUCGCAAUCAUGACGAUCACCAUGACUACAGAUCCCUACGUAAUUCUAGGAAUCCCUCAAGAUGCUGCUCCAGCGGCUAUUCGAAGCUCGUACAAAAAACUCAUCUUGCAGUGUCAUCCCGACAAGGUGCACGACGAGUCGCUUCGUGCCGAGAAGGCGGUACAGUUUCAAAAGGUCCAAGAAGCCUACGAGUUACUCAUUGAUAGUCGCCGCCGGCGAAAAUAUGACGACGAGGUGAAGAAGGCGGCGGCGGCGGCUGCCGCUGGACCAUCCAAGAGUGGGGGUGGUGGUAGUGGUGGUCAGUCGUCGGAAGAGAGACAUAGGGAUCGGGAUAGAGAGCGGGAUAAGGAGAGGGGACAUGGCAGGAGUAGUAGGAGAAGGGAGGAGGAUCGGAGGGCUCGGGAGGAACCAUCAUCGAGACACGCUGAGGACCCUCGGGAAUCACCGAGAAAGUCGUCUUCGUAUCGUCAUCAGCACUCCGAACCUACUUCAAGAUCCUACGAGGGUCAUCCACAUUACCCAGAGGAGCAAUCUUCAAGACACAAGUCCUAUAGCCAACGAUAUCCUGAAGAGUCACCGAGAAAGGCCUCUUAUGGCCCCUCAUCACAUCAUCACAAGGAGCCACCGCUUUCCGCCCGUGAUAUUCCAAGGGAGUCGCCACGUUCCACUCGCGAUAUUCCCAGAGAGCCCCCUCUAUCGUCCAGAGAUAUGCCCAGGCACUCGCCUCCACUGUCAACUCGUGAUAUCCCAAGACCCCCCGAAUCACAGCCACAACCUACCCAGGAAGCGGUACGACCCGGUUAUCUUGAGAUGAAGGCUGCCGAAAAGGCAAAGUUGGAUGGAAUUAGAAGGAAGUUGACGGAGGAGACAUCUGGAGGUAUGUCGGAUGAGAUGAAACAGGCUGCUAUAGCGGAGAAGCUACGGGAAAGGGAAAGGGAAAAGGCUAGGCUUGAGAAAGAGAGGAGGGAGCGUAAACUGAGAGAGGAGGAGGAAGAGAUUAUGAGGCAACGGGCUGAACAGGCUGAAUUGAGGGAAAGACUGAGGGAGGGUAGUGGAUUGGGAAGAAGUACUGAUGUCCCGCCUUGUCGGGAACGCAAGUCGUCGAAAUCACCGCCGAUGCGCAGAGGAUCAUCAUCCACGGCUUCGAAAAUCGGAGAGGAUAUUCCCUCCACGCCAAUGAAGAGACCUGCCUAUGUGUACGGGUCUUCGGCCCCUCCGCACCCCACCUACCCCACUUCUCACCCUCUGAAUCCCAAUGGUAAUCACGGCCCGAGACGGAGACACUCUAGUCCCAGCAUCGAAAAACAGACUCAACGCAUGCAACGAGAUAUUCCGUGUGAUUCCGGCUAUUCAAGUCCCUCAACAGAUACACCUCUUGCUGAUAAGAAGAUGCCGGGGGCCACGCGAGCCGCAACCGAGGUCCACCAAGGUUACGAUCGCUCUGGCAAUUGGAGACGGUUCACCUUCGAGGUUUACGUUCAUGAGGACGACGCUCCUGCCCCGGGCCCCGGGACAGCUCCUCCCCAAGGCCCUAUCCCGCAUACAACUGGUCCCCUACCUCAUGGCCCUCACCAAUACCAAUCUCGUCGGGCUCCUGGCUCGACAUCUCCUUCGAUUCACCCCGCCGAGCCUAUUGGGACUACUCUGCCCCCAGAGUUUGUCCAGAAGGUUACCGGAAUCCCCUUUUUUACCAGUAGCACCGUCGAAUCGCACUUUGGAUCGCCGCCUAGCAACCACCCCCACUCAUCGCACUCGCCGCCUAGCAAUCACCCCCACUCAUCACACUCGCCGCAUAGCACACCACCACGGCCACAUGGACGCCAUCACUCACACCACUCGCCCAACCAAUCUCCUAAACUCGGUUCCGAGACAUUUGCAUCGCCUGGGGUGUCGCGAUCUCACACUUAUAACACCCAUUCCCGGAGAGCGGGCCUCGACCCCCAUUAUUCGGGAUAUCCACCCGGUUUGACGAGGAACGCGACCUUUAGUUAAAGUUCCAUGCUAGGGUGGGGGUGUCUGCUUGGAUGAGGUCUUUGCGCAACUUGGCAAUUUUAAAUGAAAUUGGGAUCUAUAGUUUUUUUUUCUUUUCCACGGAAGAUUUUUCGAGAUGAUGUGCUCACAGUGUUCUUGGUUUUGUAUUCGCGAUCUUUUUUUGUUUCAGCUGAUUCUUCCCAAUUUGUUUUAUUCGAUGUCUAGUUUGGAUUGACAAAUAGGCGCCGGGGCACAAAUUUCGCUUAUCUUUCGAAUCAUAUCAAUCGCUCAUUCCGCAGUCUUUGCUUUUUUGUUUCACCAGCUCGGUUUUUAUUCUGUCGCAUAGUUUCUUUUACUCAACAUGUUAAACAUCUGCCAACUCUUUUUUCUUUCAUUUUCAACGAUUUAUGAAUAAAUGGUGGGAAUUUUCUUUCUUUCUAUCUUUAUUUCUACUCAUUCAUCGAUCCUUUUCAAUCUUUUUGCCUCGCGGUUUGCUUUUUAUUCUUCCCAGUUCGCUGGUUUGAAACUAACCAUUGUGCGCGCGUUUGCCCUGAGCGGAGAAUAUCCUGUGCGCUGUGGUCAGUAGUGUCUCGUUUCGUUGUGGGGAAUCUCGGAGUUAAUGUGGCGAUCAUUUCUUCCGUUUUGAGCUUUUGUCUGUGCCUUUUUGUUUUGCUGUUUUUUGUGUUAUGACUGUAGUCUGUUCAACUCUGGAACCGUACGUCCGUGUCCAGGUCAGGGGUUGGGUGGUGUGUGUGCGUGGGGGAGGGGAGAGGUUUGGAGAGCUGAAGGUUUAUAAAGAAUUAAAUUUGUUUUUGGGGGUGGAG